GUUUCAAUCUCAGUUGUGAUUUACUAGGCAAAGUGCUAACAAGAUCGAAGACGCACAAUAAUUUGUUGAAUUAAUCAGUAGAAAGUUAGAUUUCGGUUUGCAUUUUAUCAGCUUUGACUUUUGUUAUUAAUUUCUAUUAUUGUUAUUUAUUUAUACGCAAAUUUUUCAAAUUUUUAUUUUUAUAAAAUGCUUAAAUCGCUUAACAUAAACAUUUUACUAAUAACUAUCGUAAUCGGUAGUGCUGUGGGACAAAUCGAGUUUCCAGAUCAUUUCGAAGUUGAUAAGAAAAAAUCAAACCUUGCUGGUCGCGUGCCUUUAUUUUCACCAACACGUUGUAAAGCUAAUGAAUUACUAUACCCUGGCGAUCAAGUCGACGAUUGGAUAUGUGACUGCGCUCCUGCUGCAAUAUAUCAUCCUGACUCAGAUGCUUGCUAUAUAGCAUUCCGUAAAGGUCCAUGUAAGGAAGAUGAAAUGCUCGUACUUGCACCAAAUAAUGUUAUACCAGAAUGUAUCAAGAAUGAAUGUAGAGAUGGCGAAAUCAGAAUAAAUAAAAUAUGUUAUAAAUUCGGUGAUGGUGCACCGUGCCGCAAUGCGCAUUUAUCUUAUGUUUUAGGAGUUGAUCCUACUACUUUAAUGGUAGACUGUGUACGUCAAUCAAUUUCGCUUGCGUCACGUUUUGGUGAUGAUGGUUUACCACAAAUCACAGUUGAUCUUAUUAAACCUUGCGCACGAGGCUCAAAACGUGCAACAAAAGGAGAUUGUGCCAACCUUAAUAUAUAAUUAAUAUUUUAAUUUUAAUUUAUAUAUAUUUUUAUUUAAUAUAAUAUCUCAACUUAUAAACAAUUCAAAAAAUGUUUUCAUAUUUUUACGAUGUACAAAAGUGAUUUCAAUAAUUAAUAAAAAAAA
Messenger RNA from Teleopsis dalmanni, 906 nucleotides. RefSeq lists its product as uncharacterized. The coding region runs from base 187 to 780 and encodes 197 amino acids. The transcript is spliced from 3 exons. The record is from RefSeq and is a predicted model, not a curated record. NCBI's taxonomy places the organism in Eukaryota, Metazoa, Arthropoda, Insecta, Diptera, Diopsidae.